This is a messenger RNA of Ilyonectria robusta, 1254 nucleotides long. RefSeq lists its product as uncharacterized. Lineage: Eukaryota; Fungi; Ascomycota; Sordariomycetes; Hypocreales; Nectriaceae. The record is from RefSeq and is a predicted model, not a curated record. The coding region runs from base 1 to 1254 and encodes 417 amino acids. The transcript is spliced from 2 exons.
AUGGAACCCGGCAGGGUCCCGGCCGAGGACGAUGGACUAUCUCCGACCGCUCCUGCAUCGCCGCCUGAGAGGCGGCGUGUCUCGAUGGAAGAAGACUUCUUCUAUCAGCGCAUCAUGACAAACCCUCGUCGCCCUUCGCUGCCGCCCCCGUACCAGCGCGAUCGGUCAACGGCAUCCACCUCUGGCCAUGCAAAGGGAUCCAAGAAGGGGAAAGAGGUCGCGACCGGUGGGGGCGGCGACGAAACCCGCUACCCAGUCACCAAAGAAGAGGAGGAACAACUACAGGAAGAACUUCCGGAAUACAACACAUCAAUAGCACUAGAAGGCGUCUUCUGCAAGAAGCAAGAGAUCGAAAACACGACGAAGAGGGCCGAGGAUCGCCAAUGGCACACCGUAUACGUCAGGCUGAACGGAACUGCGCUCAACAUUCACGAGGUCAAGAAGGCCUGGAGCUGGGGAAGGACCCGUGAUGAUGGCCCGUCCAUCGACCCAGACAACCCUCCAUGGAUUAAGAAGUCGAAGCUGGAAAGGUCAUAUAGUCUUCUCUACGCUGAUGUCGGAAUCGCUGCCGACUACAAGAAACGUCGGUAUGUCAUUCGCAUCCGCGCAGAAACAGACCAGUUCCUCCUAUCUUGUGUCGAACUAAGCACCUUUGUCAAGUGGCUAGAGGGCUUGUUCGCGGCCAUUGACGUCGCUACCCCCUUGGACGAUCGGGAUUUCCCCCGCGACAUGUCCAUUCCUCGAAUCCAACGCAUUCGGUGGUUCCGUGGCGAGGAUCCAACCCCUACUACCGUUGACUUGUCCGAGCUCGACCUCACAGAGAAUCAACUCAAUGAAGCCUCUUCAUCUCAGGUCGAGCGCCGGCCCUCUACCUCACCCCCGCCAGUCCCCCCGCAACCUGAGAUACCGAUAGAACCCGAGACAGAGGGUGCGCCAGAGCCUCCCCCACGAAUCGACCCCAUUCACCGGCUAAGUACAACAUCGUAUCCUAACCUCGCCAUCGACCCCGGCUCAGGGAAAUGGUUUCCAGAACAUCGGUGGUCAAGGGCCCACGACAUGCUAUACGCCAAACUAUGCUACAGCAAUCUCCUGUUCAGGAGCCCCCGCAAGUCUAACUACAUCAUCUGCAAGGGGAAGCAGUGGUACGUGGAUUGGACAACGGGUCGCAUGGUGAGGGUAUUACCCCCGGCAUACGGGGAGGUCGACUACUUCGGACCUUGGCAGGUGGUCCAUACGGAAAACAGAAGGAUAUAG